This is a messenger RNA of Carassius carassius (crucian carp), 2949 nucleotides long. RefSeq names its product palmitoyltransferase ZDHHC17. Gene Ontology annotation, cellular component: Golgi membrane. The record is from RefSeq and is a predicted model, not a curated record. The transcript is spliced from 17 exons. Gene Ontology annotation, molecular function: palmitoyltransferase activity; protein binding. Gene Ontology annotation, biological process: protein palmitoylation. Bases 76 to 1944 code for a protein of 622 amino acids. Lineage: Eukaryota; Metazoa; Chordata; Actinopteri; Cypriniformes; Cyprinidae.
CGCGCACGCGCUUUUCUCCUGUUUAUCGGCCCCUAAAUGUUUCUCCCGUGAUGCUCCGCGUGGACGAGCAGCAAGAUGGCGGACGCUGUGGAUGAAUUUACGACAGAAACUGGAUGCGUCCCGAUCCUCCAUCCCGAGGAAAUUAAACCCCAGAGUCACUUUAAUAAUGACUACAGCGAGAGCGUCAGCCGCAAGAGCCACGUGGACGACUACAGCACUUGGGACAUCAUCAAGGCCACCCAGUAUGGUAUAUUCGAGCGAUGCCGUGAGUUGGUGGAGGCUGGAUAUGACGUGCGUCAGCCGGAUAAAGAAAAUGUCACACUCCUUCACUGGGCGGCAAUCAAUAACCGCAUAGACCUGGUCAAGUACUACAUAUCUAAAGGAGCUGUAGUUGAUCAGCUGGGAGGAGAUCUCAACUCUACACCGCUGCACUGGGCUACAAGACAGGGCCAUCUCUCUAUGGUGGUGCAGUUGAUGAAGUACGGUGCUGAUCCGUCUCUCAUUGAUGGCGAGGGAUGCAGUUGUGUGCAUCUGGCCACUCAGUUUGGACACACCUCUAUUGUAGCGUAUCUCAUCGCCAAGGGACAGGAUGUGGAUAUGAUGGAUCAGAAUGGCAUGACCCCUUUGAUGUGGGCGGCUUAUCGGAUGCACAGUGUUGACCCGACACGGCUGUUGCUGACAUUUAACGUGUCUGUGAAUCUGGGUGAUAAGUAUCAUAAGAACACGGCUCUGCACUGGGCGGUUUUGGCCGGAAACACUACGGUCAUCAGCCUGCUGUUGGAGGCCAAUGCUAAUGUGGAUGCACAGAACAUCAAGGGAGAGACGCCGCUGGAUUUGGCCAAACAGAGGAAAAAUGUGUGGAUGAUAAAUCAUCUGCAGGAGGCCAGACAGGCCAAAGGUUACGACAGCUCCUCGUACCUGAAACGGCUUAAAAUGGACAAGGAGUUCAGGCAGAAGGUGAUGUUGGGAACUCCGUUCCUGGUGAUCUGGCUGGUGGGAUUUAUCGCCGAUCUGGACAUUGACUCCUGGCUCAUCAAGGGUGUGAUGUAUGCAGUGAUGUGGCUCGUCGUGCAGUUUCUGUCCAAGUCUUUCUUUGAUCACUCCAUGCAUAGCGCUCUUCCUCUGGGCAUCUAUCUGGCCACUAAGUUUUGGAUGUACAUCACCUGGUUUUGUUGGUUCUGGAACGAUCUCCCGUUCCUCACCAUCCACCUGCCCUUCUUGCUCAACAGUCUAGCUCUCUUCUAUAACUUUGGCAAGUCUUGGAAGUCUGACCCUGGUAUCAUCAAAGCUUCCGAGGAGCAGAAGAAAAAGACUAUAGUUGAAUUGGCAGAAACAGGCUCUCUGGAUCUCAGCAUAUUCUGCAGCACCUGUUUGAUACGGAAGCCAAUCAGAUCGAAACACUGCGCCGUUUGCAAUCGAUGCAUCGCCAAGUUUGAUCACCACUGCCCGUGGGUUGGAAACUGCGUGGGAAGUGGAAACCACCGUUACUUUAUGGGCUACUUGUUCUUCCUAUUGUGUAUGAUCUGUUGGAUGAUGUACGGAUGCAUUUGCUACUGGAGGAUUCACUGUGCCACCAGCUACACUAAAGACGGCUUUUGGAUCUACAUCACCCAGAUCGCCACCUGCUCGCCGUGGAUGUUCUGGAUGUUUCUCAACAGUGUGUUUCACCUCAUGUGGGUCGCUGUACUCAUCAUGUGCCAGCUCUAUCAGAUCGCUGUUCUGGGCAUCACUACAAACGAGCGCAUGAACGCCAGAAGAUAUAAGCACUUUAAAGUUACAGCCACGUCCAUCGAGAGCCCUUUCAAUCACGGCUGUAUGAGGAACCUCAUAGAUUUCUUCGAGCUGCGCUGCUGUGGUCUGCUGCGGCCCGUGGUGGUAGACUGGACGUCCCAGUACACAAUAGAGUACGAGCAGACGUCCGGCUCAGGAUACCAGCUGGUGUAGAGCGGUGAAGGAGCGAUGGAGUGAGAGGUAGAAGAGGGGAGAGGUUUUCCUGAAGUGCUGCUCAAACGGGACCACCUCCUUCACCGAGACUGCAAACCUCACCCAGUCAGGAUAACGCAUGCUGUCACCAACUCCACCCGAGACGCAGGGACACGAGGAACAGGAAGAGGAGGAGUUUAAUGCAGUACAGCCCACUCUUCUCGAUUGGUCAGCAGAGAUGUCUGUGGUUUGUUUCGCACAUCGUUCGUUUAACUUUGGUUCUCUUCCUGUGACCCCUUUUUUGGUUGCUUGUAAAGUGAUUUCGGAUCUGCGUUAAGUCCUGGUUCAACCUGGAACCUUGCGUAGGAAUGAGAAUUAGCGUAGCAAAAGCAUUUGUGGUUUUAAGGAAUCGUUCUGGCCAAAUUUUUUUUAUUAUUAUUUGUUCUUCGUCAUGUUGCAUUAAACCUGUAUGACUGACGUGGAACAUAAAAGAAGAUGUUUAGUAGAAUGUUCAGGCUGCUCUUUUCCAUAGAAGUAAAACGUUUUUUUUUAUUUUCUUUCUAUGCAGGAAACAAUACGCGUAGAUGUUUGGAACGACAUGAUGAUUAGUUAAUAACAAAUUUUAACAUUUUAAGGUGAACGAUUCCUUUAAGCUGCCUCGAUUUGUCUGAAAACAGGCGUCGUAUUGACACGCAUUCAUAUGCCCUGAUCAAAUAAUGUGACAUAUUUAUUUUAACCUAUUUAUGUAGUAUUUUUCGCAGAGUAAUUAUGGUAUCAUGAGAUAAUUUUACAUAUCUUAAUUUCCACAUAUAUAUGUACAUUUGCAGCAUGUUUAAUAGUUUAGGUGGGGUGAAUCCUUCGAAACGUGUCAAGAAGAUAAAGCCAGGUCAUAUUUCAACCCAAAAUCAAAAGAAAAACAUAUUAGAUUAUAUUUUGGUUAGAGAAAACUGUUUUCAUGAAGGUUAAACACAUUUUCCCCAUAAUUCUCAUUGCGAUCAUGCACUAAAACCUCCUUAUUACUGAGUA